CUGGAGAUAAAAUUAGAGCAGUGAUCAGUGUGGACCUCUCUUGGUGUGUGUGUGUGUGUAUGACAGGGGCUUUCUUAACCAGCAUGACGUCAGCCGGUCUUUGCGCUUGCGUUGGCAGUCAUGAGCUUGUGGUUACCAGAGCAGGUUCUAUCAGCGGGGUGCCAAACCUCAAUUGAUUUGUCCAAAAACCCCUGUGUGACCGCAGCUCUGUUUCCUGUGUUUACAGCCACAGAGGUUGACUCUGCCUCUAUCCUCUUUCGACACCUGUCAGCCGUUUGAAAACACAACCCGUCACCGUGGAGACGGGCCCACAAUAAGGAGGCGAGGAGGAUUCCCCAAGCUAGACAAGACCUGAGAAGUCAAAAGGAGAAGAAACAUUCUGAAUCAGCCUCCACGAUGGACCAGCAGCAGCACGCCAAGGUAGAGCGAUUUCUCAAGUUGGGAUACUCUCACGGUGACAUAAUGAGGGUGCUGGAGAGCCUCCGCCAUGACGCACAGACCAAUGAUAUCCUGGAGGAGCUGAUAAAGACUUGCCACACUCGCAGCAACAAAAGUCUCCCAAAUAGCCCCAAGUUGGUGUCCAGAGGCUGCAGCCCUGGUCCCACUCAGCCCAGACCUGGAGGAGACAGAGAAAAAGUUGCUGACUUCAGACCAGUGGUUAUUGAUGGAAGCAACGUGGCCAUGAGCCAUGGCGACAAGAAGGUGUUUUCGUGCCAGGGCCUUCAGCUGGCAGUGAACUGGUUCUGGGACAAAGGGAUACGAGACAUCACCGUGUUUGUUCCCCUGUGGAGGAAGGAGCAGCCGCGACCUGAGGCACCCAUCACCGAUCAACAUAUUCUCCACGAGCUGGAGAGGAGGAAGAUCCUGGUGUACACGCCGUCCCGCUGUGUGAACGGGAAGAGGGUGGUGUGCUACGAUGACCGCUACAUCGUCAAGCUGGCCGUCGACUCCGACGGCAUCAUCGUGUCCAACGACAACUACCGUGACCUGCAGACGGAGAACCCCAAGUGGAAGAAGUUCAUAGAGGAGAGGCUGCUGAUGUACACGUUCGCUAACGACAAGUUCAUGCCUCCAGACGAUCCUCUGGGAAGGAACGGCCCCACCAUUGAUGAUUUUUUGCGGAAGAAGCCGUGGACCCCAGACAACAAGCUGCAGCAUUGUCCUUACGGAAAGAAGUGUACUUAUGGAGUCAAGUGCAAGUUCUACCACCCAGAGCGGGCCAACCAAUCACAGCUGUCUGUGGCUGAUGAGCUGAGAGCGCUGAGAGACAGAGCCAAGAACUUCUCGCCCAAACCCAGCCUGCAGGACACACACUGCUGCCCCGCUGUGUAUCAGCCGGAGCACGGAUACAUUUCAUCCACCCCUCCUCCGCCCCUGAGCGCAGAGGAUCAAUCCCUCAGGGCUUCACCCAGCGAGCAGUUCUUGUAUCACAGAGACACCAGCAGCCCGAGGAGCCAGCCAAACACCAGUCUGCACCUCUGCCCGAGCCCGGAUGUGGACGAGGCCUUCAGCUCCAUGGACAGCUCCAUGUCCAGGCUCUAAAUCCAUGAUGUGCCCCACAGCUACAGCAGUGGCGUGGCCAGCUACAGCCUGAGCCACGACGACUACUCCUUAUCAGGGUCCUAUGGCGGGAACACCCAGAGGCCCUGCCUGAGCGGAGGUUACUACCCCCAUCAGAACGGCUCAGUGUCCUGUGAACGCCCCAUGUGCAGCCACUGUAGGUGUGCUCACCAGGAGACAAGGGUGUCCCACCACCAGCACCACCCAGCAUGGGGUUCCUGUCCAACUCUGCCUCCACAUAACAGGGAGCAUCCUGGUUAUUAUUCAGAGAACCAGUACACGAGACAGCACUCCAACAGACAGAGCCACAGCUUACCAAGGGACCCAUGGGUGCAGGGCAGAGCCAAGAGUCCGUCCAGCGAGCAGAGGAAGGGCCUGAGGAGCCAGCUGAGCACCCUCUUCCCUCAGAGCAUGGUGGAGCAAGUCAUGAAUACUUACCCACACAUCACAGACAUGUCUGAACUGAUCCCUCUCAUCCAGAGCCACAGGACCAGUCACAUCUCCUUCUAGAUUAGAAAGACUUUUUUUUUGACUCAAACUGAGUCCACAUCGUAGUUCUCAUCCCAGAAACAAAGUGAAAACUGAAAAAAAAAUCUGCUUACAUACGAAUCAUACUGUGGCAAGCUUGCUUGAGCUCAUCCCAAACUCAGCCUUUAUCUUAAGCAUUAAAAGUGACUCGAUCUGAUGAAGUCUUGAAAAUGUAGCAGACUGAAUGCUGUUUCUUUAGUAUAAAAGUGCAAUGCACUACGCUCCAUACAUGCUACGUAUUGUAGCAGUGAAAAUAUUUUAUUAAAGCAGCAUGUGUUGUUUUUCUCAUGUUGCCUCAAAGUGAGGAACUCUAUCAUGCCAUUCUGUACUUGUGUAAAGAAUGACAUCGACCUAUUUUUAUAUAAAUUCUAGAGGCUUGUGUUUUUGCUGUUCCUGUGAAAUAAAAGCACUCAAAUCACUCCGGAUAAUUGUCAGUGAUUAACUUGUCCUUAAAGGUGGGUAAUACAAGUAUGGAAGUCCAUUUCUGCCUGUGUGAUGGAAGAAAAACGAUCCUUUAUCGAAAUAAUGACUAACUUAUCUCAACAUGACUCAGUAUCUUAAAAUAAUGGAAACUUUUUUAAAUUAGUCAGAAUCCAGGUACUGAGAGAGAGAGUUUCAGUCUUCAAUACGGAAGUAGAUGAACAAGAUAUUCACAGUGCUGACUGAAAUUUCGAGCUGCUGCUGCUCUCUGGUGGUUGAACCCACCAGUGUUGCUACACUACAUUUAGUGAUGACACAGCAGGUGUUUUUCAUCAAAGACAAAUACCCGCUGCAACAUGCUGAGAGCUCUGCCCUGCGUUCCAAAUCGCAUACUUCUACUAUAUACUUUUAGUAUGUACUGCAGCUGCCCUUAAAAAGUAUGUAGCGUAGUAUGCAGUAUGCAUGCAGUGUGCAUACUAUUGGGACACACUACAUCCGCCAUCACAUCCACCCUGAACUCCGACCCUCUUGCUCACCUCCGCCGCCGUCCGUAGCGCCACAUUUGAAUAUUUUGUUUUGUUGUACUUCGGAGAUGCAGCCAAUCUCCUCUCGUCGAGCCCGCCAGAGUCGCGCAUACCGUCGGAGGUGCUGGAGAGCUCUGUUGCUGUUAUGUCAUAAUAUAUGUUGUUGUUUCUAAUAAACUGAUGUGUUCACGUAAA
Messenger RNA from Epinephelus lanceolatus (giant grouper), 3227 nucleotides. Its product is annotated as putative ribonuclease ZC3H12D. Gene Ontology annotation, cellular component: nucleus; cytoplasmic ribonucleoprotein granule. The record is from RefSeq and is a predicted model, not a curated record. Gene Ontology annotation, molecular function: RNA endonuclease activity; metal ion binding; mRNA binding. NCBI's taxonomy places the organism in Eukaryota, Metazoa, Chordata, Actinopteri, Perciformes, Serranidae.